This is a messenger RNA of Penicillium taxi, 1158 nucleotides long. RefSeq lists its product as uncharacterized. The record is from RefSeq and is a predicted model, not a curated record. The transcript has a single exon. The coding region runs from base 1 to 1158 and encodes 385 amino acids. Lineage: Eukaryota; Fungi; Ascomycota; Eurotiomycetes; Eurotiales; Aspergillaceae.
AUGUCUAACACUAUCCUCUUCUAUUCACUCGCCGCAACAUCGAUAAUCUCUGCCUUGCUAGUGACCAUCCUCAAUGGCCUGGCUUUUGGAAUGCAUUCAUUCCAUGUGUCAGAACCUUCCCAUCGACCUAACCCGGGUAUGGCUUCAAUUGGUCUCGGUGUCGUGAGCUGUCUGGCACUACUUGUGACUAGUCUGCUGGUUCACCAAGAUCUUCGGGCAGAGCGUGUAUGGCCACGGUGGAAAAAAGCGAUAUUUUACCUGACUGGAGUAUACCUCAUACUUUCAGCCGCAUCAACAGCCGGAACUAUGUCUAUCAAUAUGGACAACAUACCAACACCGUUGUUGAUCGCGCGAUCCGUUUUCUGGGGAGUAUCCAUUUUUGUGGAAGGACUAUACUACGGCCUACUGCUGGUCAUCUCAUGGUCAAAUAAGCAUGGAAACGAACAAAACUGGCCUCAGUCUUACUCACAACAGCUCAAACCUCUCGAGUCUCCAAGCUGGAAUUCAGUAUCAUCGCCCACACCGGCAAUAUGUGAAUCCGAUCAAUAUCCCGAAAUGAAUCAUUUCAACGCGCGAAGAUCGUCGCUGCGGAAAUUUCCCCGCUCCAAUCGCUACUCCGGUAGCAUGCUGAGCGUGGAACAAUCGAUCAAUAAACACGUCUCUAUCGAGACGGCCUCUUCAGGAGCCUCCAUGCCCUCUCCAGCCAGCGACCACAUGAGAGACGCAAUAUUCGAAAUUGACACUCGCCCAUUACUCCGAGGUAGCAAUAGUAUCCUCAGUCUACCUAGUCUCGGCCAUCCUCCCAACUCGCUGGAUAGUCUCGUCCACCUGCCCUCUCCCGCCCCAUCUACAUCUCCAUCCACCGAGAUUCAAACUCCGCGUCAGUCAAUGGAUGAUCAAGACCGGUUAGCACAAGAACAGAAUAUUCACCCUUUGUUCCGGUCUACGAGCCCAUCACCACCUACUCCAACUCCUGGCACGAGGGUCCGAGCCUCUCCCUCAGCAGGUCAGAUCAUCACUAAGAAGACACUGACUCGUAUCCGAUCAGCACGAUCAUUAAGGGAGCAGAGCAUGCUUACCCCGCCAUUGCCUGAAUUUCAGAGUGAUUAUAUGCCCCGGUAUACAUCAUACAACCUGAGUGAAUCACCUCAUGAGUGA